Colletotrichum orchidophilum is the source of this 162-nucleotide messenger RNA. RefSeq lists its product as uncharacterized. The coding region runs from base 1 to 162 and encodes 53 amino acids. The transcript has a single exon. The record is from RefSeq and is a predicted model, not a curated record. Lineage: Eukaryota; Fungi; Ascomycota; Sordariomycetes; Glomerellales; Glomerellaceae.
AUGCCAAGCGUGCGUGAGGAGGGACGCUCAAGUCCAUCAUCAGACUUUCAAGGUUUGCAAUGCAUGCCCGUGGAUAAAGGUGCCCGAGCACCGCGAAGCUCGAAGGUAUCGGACUCUGGUUCCGGAGAGCCGAUGCCCUUAAUCGUUGGUACUGCAUGCUAG